AUGGGCGGCAAAUCCCUCUUCCUUCUCCUUCUUGUGGCCCUUUUCUGCACCUCCGGAGCAAGGCGGCUCCUCGAAGACGAGCCCUUGAAGGACCAGAAAUGGUGGUACAAACAUGGCGGCCAUCCAAGGUAUGGUAGGGGUUACGGCGUCGGGCCUGGCAUUGGUGGCGGCUAUGGAGGGCUCCCCGGUCUCGGCGGAGGCUACGGAGGCGGCGCCGGUGGUGGGUAUGGAGGCGGUGUAGGUGGGGGCUACGGAGGCGGCGCCGGUGGUGGUUUUGGAGGCGGCGGUGGGUACGGCGGCGGCGUAGGUGGCGGGUACGGCGGCGGCGUAGGCGGUGGCUACGGAGGUGGUGUAGGCGGCGGAUACGGAGGAGGUGCCGGUGGCGGCUUCGGAGGAGGCGGAGGUGGCGGCUUCGGAGGAGGUGCAGGGGGUGGAUACGGCGGAGGAGCGGGGAUCGGCGGCGGAUACGGAGGAGGAGCUGGCGGUGGCUUCGGUGGUGGAGGAGGGUUCGGCGGAGGAGGCGGCUACAAGAAAGCGGCUGUCACUGACGAGUCGCCAUGA
Messenger RNA from Spirodela intermedia, 561 nucleotides. The record is from the annotation of a GenBank genome assembly. NCBI's taxonomy places the organism in Eukaryota, Viridiplantae, Streptophyta, Magnoliopsida, Alismatales, Araceae.